CAUAUUGAUAUUAAAAACUAUAUAGUAGUACCAAUUAAAUUAAAAGAUGUCUUGCUUUAACCAAAAAAACCAGUAUAAUAUUUUAACUUUGUUUUUCAUUCUCACUUUGUGGACAUCUCUUGUAAUUUCUAGCAGGUUGUUGGAGAAACAUGAGCAGUGGAUGGAAGAACAUGGUAAGUUUUACAAGGAUGCUGCUGAAAAGGAGCAACGUUUCCAAAUAUUCAAGGAAAAUUUGGAAUUCAUUGAAUCAUUUAAUGCUGCUGGGGACAAUGGUUUCAACCUAAGCAUUAAUCAAUUUGGAGACCAAACCAAUGAUGAAUUUAAGGCUAAUUAUCUUAAUGGUAAGAAGAAGCCAUUAAUUGGUGUUGGGAUAGCAGCAAUAGAAGAAGAAUCAGUGUUUAGGUAUGAAAAUGUUACUGAGGUUCCUGCUACCAUGGAUUGGAGAGAAAGAGGAGCUGUUACUCCAAUCAAGCAUCAACAUCUUUGUGGUAGUUGUUGGGCAUUUGCAACUGUGGCUGCAAUAGAAGGUAUUCAUCAAAUAACCACAGGAAGAUUAGUAUCACUCUCUGAGCAAGAGCUAGUGGAUUGUGUCAAAACUAAUACAACUGAUGGAUGCAAUGGUGGUUAUGUAGAAGAUGCUUGUGAUUUCAUAGUUAAAAAAGGAGGAAUAACAAGUGAAACAAAUUACCCUUAUACAAGGGUUGAUGGUAAAUGCAAUGUUAGGAAAGGAACCUACAAUGUUGCUAAAAUUAAGGGAUAUGAGCAUGUUCCCGCCAAUAAUGAAAAGGCGCUCUUAAAAGCGGUGGCAAAUCAACCUAUAGCGGUUUAUAUCGCCGCGACAAAACGCGCUUUUCAAUUUUACUCAAGUGGAAUUUUGAAAGGAAAAUGUGGAAUUGAUUUAGAUCAUACAGUUACUAUAGUUGGUUAUGGUACCAGUGAUGAUGGUGUGAAGUAUUGGCUAGUGAAAAAUUCAUGGGGUACUAAAUGGGGUGAGAAAGGAUAUAUCAAGAUUAAGAGAGACGUGCAUGCCAAGGAAGGUUCAUGUGGAAUUGCUAUGGUUCCCACUUAUCCAAUUGUUUAAGUCUUCUUAUACUAGUUUGAUGAAUUGCUUGUGUUUGAAUUAGUUAUGUGUGUGAG
Medicago truncatula (barrel medic) is the source of this 1137-nucleotide messenger RNA. RefSeq names its product zingipain-2. Gene Ontology annotation, molecular function: cysteine-type peptidase activity. The transcript has 2 exons. The record is from RefSeq and is a predicted model, not a curated record. NCBI's taxonomy places the organism in Eukaryota, Viridiplantae, Streptophyta, Magnoliopsida, Fabales, Fabaceae. Gene Ontology annotation, biological process: proteolysis. Bases 47 to 1081 code for a protein of 344 amino acids.